Botrytis fragariae is the source of this 183-nucleotide messenger RNA. RefSeq lists its product as uncharacterized. The record is from RefSeq and is a predicted model, not a curated record. The coding region runs from base 1 to 183 and encodes 60 amino acids. NCBI's taxonomy places the organism in Eukaryota, Fungi, Ascomycota, Leotiomycetes, Helotiales, Sclerotiniaceae. The transcript is spliced from 2 exons.
AUGUCGACGUUAAGCCGUAUGAAGCUCCAAAAGCGCGCUACCACACUUUCAUCUUUCACAAGGGUUCCUAAAUUAUCUAGAACGACAUCAACUCACUCAACACUCAACACUCAACGACACGUAAUAAUAGAUGUGUUUAAUUUAAUCAUUAGUUUGCCAAUUGGUGGUAUUUCAAAUUCUUGA